Molecule: messenger RNA, 232 nt
Organism: Candidula unifasciata
Lineage: Eukaryota; Metazoa; Mollusca; Gastropoda; Stylommatophora; Geomitridae
Source: the annotation of a GenBank genome assembly
UCGACCCACUCAUAUCCAACCACCUCCAGACAGGUGGUUAUUUCCAAUGAGAGGAAUUUCCAGCAUCUUGUCUCAACCAGGCCGGCUGUUGAUGCGAACUCCCCCUUCUGAUGGACACUUGGGGACAAUUGCUGGUGGUUCGGUGUACACACCUUGCAGUGUUGACAGCAAGAAUGCCUCCCUGACACCAAUAUCAGUGCCAAGACCAAUUCAUCUGCACAAGAGUGAGUAG